AUUUGUUUUUGUUCCCCCGUGAACCAUUUGUUAUGCUCGGACUAUACGCCUUUGCUUUACCUCCAAUGAAGAACGCUGUAGUGAAGGCGGAACAUGAUUCAGCCCUCGGUCCGUGCAGGGGAGGGAAGACCCUCGCAGAACUGGGAAUCACACGCACUGGAUGCAGCUCCUCCCUCAAAAUGAUGUUACUACUAUAAAGACGCGUGAUUCUCGAUCCGAGGCAAGCCCUCCCUCGGGCUGACGUCAGUCACUCGCAUAAAUAACGGAUCUGUCUCAUCACCAUCAUAAGCGAAACCCUCGGCGGGAGAAUAACUGCGUUAAACGGACUGACUGGAAUUUUGACAUUAAACGGGAGACGCGGUAGACGCGAUCACAUGUAAGUUUGGAGUCAUGACUUUGAACAAAGGAGACAAGUUGAGGAACAUGGACAAGAGGAGAGGAAGCAUGCCGUUUCCCCUCCACCUGCAGAACCUGCACAGGAGGAGCAUGCCUGUGGAUGACCGAGAGCUGCGCUCGAUGCCCGAGGCUCAGCCCAGCCUCCUGCGCUUCAGUCCGGCAGACGAGCACAGGAACAGCUGCGUGUCCGACUCCUCCGACUCCGUCAUCUCGUCCGGCAGCGACUCAGACGGACAGGUCUACAAGGUGGUGCUCCUGGGCGAGCACGGCGUCGGGAAGUCGAGUUUGGCCAGAAUAUUUGGAGGAGUUGAAGACAGCAACGACUGCGAGGAAACAGGAAACACAUAUGAAAGAUCCCUCGUGGUUGAUGAUGAGGAGAUGUCAAUCCUUCUCUAUGACGUAUGGGAACAAGAUAACAGCCAGUGGCUGAAGGAUCAGUGCAUGCGUAUGGGAGACGCCUACAUCAUUGUGUACUCAGUGACAGACAAGUCCAGCUUUGAGAAAGCUUCAGAGCUACGAAUCCAGCUGCGAAGAGCUCGGCAAUCGGAAAACAUCCCCAUCAUCCUGGUGGGAAACAAGAGUGACUUGGUGCGGUCCCGAGAAGUUUCUGUAGAUGAGGGCAGUGCCUGUGCCGUUGUGUUUGACUGCAAGUUCAUUGAGACCUCAGCCUCCCUACAUCACAAUGUGCGCGACCUCUUUGAGGGCAUCGUCCGGCAAAUUCGCCUGCGUAAGGACAGCAAGGAAGAAAACGCCCGCCGCAUGGCCAACUGCAAGCGCCGCGAGAGCAUUAGCAAAAAGGCCAAACGUUUCCUGGGCCGCAUUGUGGCCCGGAAGAACAAGAAGAUGGCCUUCAGACAGAAGUCCAAAUCCUGUCACGACCUCUCAGUGCUUUGAAAAACUGGACUAAUGUGCCCUCAGAUAUCCACGACCAGAAGCUGUGUGUUUUUCAUGCUAAUAGGUGAACUAUUUAGCUGUACAGAAAAAUAUGAACUUGUUUUGUAUACUGAAAAGAGAUUAUAUAUGAAACAAAGCUGACAAAAUCAAAUUAUGUUGACCGGCAUGAGGCUUUUUAUUGUUAUGUUACUUCUUUCUGUGUUUUGCUGCCUUAAUAUGUAUAGAUGUCAAAUUCUGUGCAUGUAAAUAGGAGGUAAAUCCACAAAUCACAAUGUUCCCUUUGGAGAGCUGUGGGGUAUGUUUGCACAAAGGCUAAAGAAUUAGGUUCUUUUCCUUAUGUGGACUAGAGCUGUAUCAGAAGUCUAGAGGAUGAGCACAAAUCAUUUUUCUUGUUGAAAUAUCAUAUGGAAUCAAAUGUUACUUGAAACUGAGUGCGCAGGUUCGUAACUCAGCCAAGACGCCGAACUAGAAGGUUUGGUUUUUUGGGGUGGGGUGAGGCAAGAGGCAAUAUAGGGUGUUUCGAUAUAAGAGGUCUGAGUAUUCUGCCAUCUAUGCUCCAUGUGCAAAUGAAUGACAUAGAAGCAAUAAAUUAUGUGUUGUGAGUUGUUUUUAAAGAAAAAGUUUGAUUUGCACUUAAUGCCAUUUAAUAUUAUUGAGCUGUUAAUUUUGUUACAUGUUUACAACUGGUUUCAUAAUAAAAUAAAAUACAAUG
Molecule: messenger RNA, 2002 nt
Organism: Carassius carassius (crucian carp)
Lineage: Eukaryota; Metazoa; Chordata; Actinopteri; Cypriniformes; Cyprinidae
Product: GTP-binding protein RAD-like
Exons: 5
Coding region: 391-1290 (299 amino acids)
Biological process (GO): negative regulation of high voltage-gated calcium channel activity
Cellular component (GO): plasma membrane
Molecular function (GO): GTP binding; GTPase activity; calcium channel regulator activity
Source: RefSeq, a predicted model, not a curated record